ACACACAUCACUUGGAGAAGGGUGGUGAAUCAGUAACACAGACAGAAAUUGUGUUGAUUGUUGGGGUUGAGGCCAUGCAGUUUAAAAUGCUGUGAAUAUGCCACAUCUACAGGCACUCAUGGCUGACAGAGGAGCUACACCAAUGCUCACCGUAGCUCUCAUAUUGGUGAUACUUACCUUUGCACCAUGCUCUGGGGCAAGUGUUAAAAUUGGUGUCCCUGAAAACUAUGACGGUAUUUUCCCAUGGUAUCUAGCCAAGCUUCAUAGCCUGCCAGUUAAUUACAGUGACCUGGUGGUAACAGGAGAUGAUGAGGGGAUAUUUGGCAUCGACGCUCAGUUUCUGUACGCUCUCAAACCUCUGGACAGAGAGAAACAACCGUCCUACUCUUUGCAGGUGUCCUUCAGAACAUCAGUGCAACGACAGAGCUUCACGGUCGAAGUGUGUGUCAUCGACAAGAACGACAAUGUGCCCACUUUCAUAGAGGAGAGCAUGAGAGGCAGCGUGCAGCUCGGGCUUCUCAAAGGGAUCCCUUUCAUGCAGGUGGAAGCGCUGGAUCGUGAUGACCGCAACACUGCCCAUGCUGAGCUGCGGUUCAGCCUCAUGGAACAGACACCCAGGAUUCCCUCCAGCCAAAUGUUCUUCAUCGACUCCAUCACCGGAGAGGUUUCCCUCACUGAGGAAGGAGCCUCUACUCUGGACCCAGAGAUGUGCGGCCGUUAUAAACUCUCAGUGAUGGUGAAGGACAUGGCCGGGAAGGCGAACGCUUUCUUCACCACUGGAAUCGUAACUGUAGAGGUGACUGGAAACACCUGGGCAUCGCCUGACCCUGUGAGACUUCAGGAAAACCUCCCGGGCCCUUACCCCAUACCCAUCUCACAGGUCAAAUGGAGUGGAAGUCAAGCAGAGUACAGUCUGGAGGGGGAGUUUCCAGAGAUGCUCUUCACCAUCAGCAGAGAAGGAGUCAUUUAUCUCAACGCCCCUCUGGACAGAGAGACACAAGACCAGUUCCAGAUCAGCAUUGUGGUUGAGCGUCCAGAUGGCAGAGAGAUUGCCAAGCCUGUGGAGUUGAGGGUGAUGGUGGGCGACGCCAAUGAUAACAGACCCACCUUUCCACAGGCACAGUACCACACUGUGGUCAAAGAACUAGCUGCUCGAGGUACCGAAAUCCUGACAGUGCAGGCAGCCGAUAAUGAUGAUCCCAAGACGGACAACGUGCGGAUCUUCUACCGGUUGGUCGGACAAAUUCCAGAGAGUCCUCGCGCCCUCUUUAGAGUGGACCGUGACUCAGGGGUCAUCUCCGUCCAAGCAGACAGUAUGGAGGGCACAGCUCCUCAGUACACCCUCACCAUCACUGCUGAGGAUGCCAAAGGUCUGAACAGUUCCUGCACUGUGGUCGUGACGGUGCACGAUGAAAACAACAACCCACCAGUCUUCUCCCAACAUGAGUAUGGGCCCUUUCACAUCCCAGAGAACGCUCCAGUUGGCACCACAGUAACAGCUGUGCUGGCAGGAGAUGCAGAUGUUCGAGGAGGAGACAGCUGGCAGGUGGACUACCGUUUAGAGUCUGGCAACGAGGAAGAGGUCUUUACCUUAGUGACAGACAAGCAGACCAAUGAGGUCUCGCUCAUCCUCUCAAAGGUCUUGGACUUCGAACGUGAGAGUGAGUACAUUCUCGUGCUCAGUGCUCAAAACCCAGUGGCUCUGGUCCGUGGCCGAUACGGACCUGCAUCCACAGCAACAGUCUCCAUCUACGUUGACGAUGUGAAUGAAGGUCCGAUCCUGUCUCAGAGCCAUUACGAGGUGACUGUCAGAGAGGGCGAGGAACCGGGGCGGGUUAUCGCCACCAUCCGAGGUUAUGACCCUGAUUCUCAUCCAAUAAGAUAUUCUCUUCAAGGAGAUACCAAGAAAUACUUUUCAAUAGGAAAGUAUUCUGGUGAACUAAAGACAGUGCAGGCCUUGGACAGAGAGGAGAACAGCACAUACACCAUGGAAGUUAUUGCAGUAGAUGGACGAAACUCUUCUUUAUCUGCGUCCACCCUGGUGACUGUCCAAAUCCUGGACGUGAAUGACAACAGUCCAGUGCUCGUUGGAGAUUAUUCCUGGAAGUACCUGUGUACGCCUCGCUGGGAGGACCAAGCUCUGGUGUUGGCCUCACGAGACAGUGAUGGGCCACAGCAUGGAGGACGACUCAACUUCUCCCUGCGCAGCGAUGCCACAGUCCGACGUAACUGGAAGCUAACACCGAUCAAUGAUACUCACACCAACCUGUCCUUAAACAUCCAAUACCUGGCCCCCGAGGUCUACACUGUGCCCUUCACCAUCUCCGACAGCAGCUCUCCUCCCAGGAGCACCUUCAUAAACUUGCCAGUGACAGUGUGUCCCUGCAACGUCAGAGGGAACUGCAAAAUGGCUGCCAAGCAGCUGCAGGGCAUGCCAACGAUUCAGUCUGCAGUGGGUAUUCUGCUUGGCACCUUUGCAUUCAUAGGAACUAUCCUCAUUGUUGUAUUCGUGAGACUGUCCUACCAGAACCCCAAACGGCCGAGCAAAACUAACCAGGAGAGAGUUCCCCUGAAGAUUUCAAUCUAACUUGAGAUGAGAUCGUCUGUCCUGGUUACCGCUGAUGUUUCUCGCAGGGCAUGGAAUUCGUUUAGGUGACUGUGAAUGUCUGAAAAUGAAUGUAUAUUUCAGUUAUUAGAUCAAAGUUGUACACUGACCUCAGAGCACAACUACAAGAUAUUUUAGAUUAGUCAAGAUGUCUAAUGUUAAGUGCUUAAGCCUGUGCCUGGGACAUGAAGUUGACUUGUGGUUUAAGUUUGUCAUUUUUUAUUGCUGUUGAUCCGUUUAUUUGUUUCAAAGUGCUGCCUCUUUUUUUACGACACACUAUUAGGACCACAGUUAGUACGAAAAAGAAAACAUUUUGAGAUCAAAGUUAUAAUUUAAAGAGAAGAAGUCCCAACAUUUUAUAAUAAAGUUUCAAGCUGACUUCCUUAUUGUAAACUAUUGACUUUCUUAUCUCAAAGUAUUGUAACUUUAUUCUCAAAAUCUUUUUUUUUUCUAACCUUGGCCCCCAAUAGUUGUUGUAAUUUACACUGCAUGUACCCCUGUUAUUAUUCUAUGCUAAUCACAUCUAAAUUGUUACAAAAAGUUUGCUGUAAAACCAUAAAUCAGAAGAAACAUGCUUGUAAAUGCUAACAUUUGAUUGAAUCUAAUGGAACACAUCAAAAUAAUUAAAAUGUGUUG
Molecule: messenger RNA, 3241 nt
Organism: Larimichthys crocea (large yellow croaker)
Lineage: Eukaryota; Metazoa; Chordata; Actinopteri; Sciaenidae
Gene: cdh16
Product: cadherin 16, KSP-cadherin
Exons: 18
Coding region: 98-2587 (829 amino acids)
Biological process (GO): adherens junction organization; homophilic cell-cell adhesion; cell-cell adhesion mediated by cadherin
Cellular component (GO): catenin complex; adherens junction; plasma membrane
Molecular function (GO): beta-catenin binding; cadherin binding; calcium ion binding
Source: RefSeq, a predicted model, not a curated record